Magnolia sinica is the source of this 2326-nucleotide messenger RNA. RefSeq names its product polyadenylate-binding protein-interacting protein 7. The record is from RefSeq and is a predicted model, not a curated record. Lineage: Eukaryota; Viridiplantae; Streptophyta; Magnoliopsida; Magnoliales; Magnoliaceae. The transcript is spliced from 6 exons. Bases 317 to 2002 code for a protein of 561 amino acids.
GGAAGAGAGUCUGCGGCUCUGUCUAAUCGAGUGGCGAAGGGGUGGGCUUCAUAUGAAGCUUCUUUCUGUGGUGGUGGUCGUCGUGACCACGAGCUUUUGAUAUACCCCACCCCAAUCCACAACACCUCCACAAGCAGCUGCUGCUGCAAAACGAGAAGAAGAAGAAAUCAAAACCGUUCAUGGAUCGUUUCCCUUCCAUCUCUUCUCUCAUCCAACUCCGCAAGGGUUUGGGGUAAUACCGUGGUGGAAGUUUCCUUCGCUGUGUAGAAAAGCUUUUGUAUGUACGUGGUGUCAUUCAUUUGUAUUUUGAAUAAAGAUGAGCUUGUCUGCUAAAGGUUUUUCGACCAACAAAGAUACUAAGUUAAAUACAUCAAAUAAGAGCACAACAUUAAAUCCUAAUGCGGCGGAAUUCGUUCCUUCUGCUCUUCGAUCGCCAUCUGGUGGGACUGCCAACAAUACGGACGUGAUGAGGCUUGAUGCUUCUGGAGCUUCUAAGAAAGCAGUAUUUGAUCGGACAGAAUCCUCCAUUUCAAACAACUCUGAUGAUGAGGUUCAUCAGUACUGGCGCCGCCAACUUCCCGAUGAUAUUACACCUGACUUCAAGGUCGGGGGAGAAGAUGAGCUGCAAGGACCUGGGAAUAUCUCACUCGCUGGUUUGUCCAUACAUGACGGAAUUGAGAGUUCAAGGUUCUCUCCAUUGGCAGGCAGUAGCCAUUUUUUAAGCAAGCAGCAGGAAAUAAUGAUUCCUACAUAUGGGGAAGAUCAGUCGGCUGCUUUCAUGAAUUUGCCAAUAAGUACAUGGGACAAGCAGUUUGUGAACGACGAUCAGCAUUUUACCAAUGGAAGCGAGGGGCAUCCUUACAAUGGGGAUUCUAGUGCUGGUUUCCUAAGUGAUCUGUUAAGUGAACAUGCUAUUUUGGAUGAUACGGAAAUCAACCCAGUGGAGCUUUUGGCGUUGCAAUUUCCGGGUUUUGCUGCAGAAAGCCUUGCAGAUGUGUACUAUGCAAAUGGAUGUGAUUUGAACUCAACUAUUGAGAUGAUGACACAGCUUGAGCUUCAAAAUGAUACUGGUUUUAAUCAGAACCUGAGCCCGAAGACGCUGCCAACUCCAAACCUGAGUGCACUAGACUUCCCUGCACUUCCGGUUCCGGAUGCUCAAAAUGGUCUGUCAAAAUACGCUGGGGAUGAUCUCCAACAAAAUGUGAAUCCAUAUCGAUCCAUUGACAAGGAUAGUCUUCUUCUUUUUAAGUCACCUUCUUCUGGUACAUCUAGAAGUGCUACAGAUUUUGCUUCAGCUGUCCGAAAAAUUGCAUCUCAGGAUUCCAGUCAAUGGAAAUACGAAAGAAAUGGUUUGGCGGAUGUUGGUGUCGGCAGCAGUAGAAGUUCACAACUUCUAGCUAGCUCGUACAACGGUCAUGGGAGAUCUGUUUAUGGAGAUAAAUUGCAAAGUUAUGGUGCAUCUCGGGCAUCACCAGCUUGGCUUGACACUGGAGAUGCAGUGGCAAGUAUGUAUUCAGAGUCAAGGGAGGAAGCUCGUGAUCAUGCAAGACUUCGGAAUGCAUACUUUGAACAGGCAAGACAAGCAUAUCUUAUUGGAAACAAGGCUCUAGCAAAGGAACUAAGUGUAAAGGGGCAUUUGCACAACAUGCAGAUGAAGGCUGCUCAUGGGAAAGCUAGCGAAUCCAUUUACCGACAGAGGAACCCAAUAUCUCCUGAGCUCCAGAGUUAUGGAAGGGGACGGGAUCGAUUGAUCGACUUGCAUGGGUUGCACGUGAGCGAGGCCAUAUCCAAGCUUAAGCACGAUCUAAGUGUCCUGAGGAGCAUGGCAAGGUCCAUGGGGCAGCGCCUGCAGGUCUUCAUAUGCGUGGGGACAGGCCACCACACCAAGGGCGCCCGGGCCCAGGCAAGGCUGCCGGUCGCCGUUGAACGCUACCUGCUGGAAGAAGAGAGCCUCGACUACACAGAGACGCAGCCUGGGAUGCUGCGUGUUGUGAUAUAUUGACACUGUAAGGUUUACAUACAGAAAUUCCAUACUGUCCAUUCUUGUGUAAUGUGUAUAUGGGAGGAAGAGAAAAAGAAAAAAGCAAAAAAGAAAGCAGCAAGGCCUGGCCAUGAAAGGGGAAAAGCAAAAGAAAAAAAAAGAAAAAAAAAAGAGGGAUUACAAAAACAUUGUACCAUUAACGUUAAACAGCGGUCGCAGCCGUGUCAGAUUUUGGAAGUUUUCCGGCAGGCUGUGCGUGCCGUUCCUACAUCCUUUUUUUUUUUUUUUGGUUGUCUACCUGAUAGCUAGAAUUUUAUUUUUAUUUUUAACCUUCAUUUCUGUUGA